Colletotrichum acutatum is the source of this 1161-nucleotide messenger RNA. RefSeq names its product isochorismatase. Lineage: Eukaryota; Fungi; Ascomycota; Sordariomycetes; Glomerellales; Glomerellaceae. The transcript is spliced from 2 exons. The record is from RefSeq and is a predicted model, not a curated record. Bases 377 to 970 code for a protein of 197 amino acids.
UGAAGUUUAAGGAAACCAAUUCCGUAUCGCGGCCGCUUCCUCAUCGCAUUCCGAGCCAGUUCCGAAUGGCUCUCACCCACCCAGCUUGUCAAGACCCUUAUUAGCUGAUGGCGUCAACAACAGCUGGAAUAUGCAUAACGCGAUCGAUGACAAAUUGCGGGGGACUCAAUGACAAAGUGCGGAGACAAACAGCGCCUUCGGCUCCCACAUGCAAUUGCAAGCUGACCAAGACAAGCUGAAGAAUCUCAUGAAGUGAACUUGUCUUCUCUUCUCGCUGGUUAAACAAAGCAACUUGCUCUUGUGCAAAUCGAAAGUUCAACAGGUCUGGCAAAUACCGGUACAGCUUCAUUCGAGAUCCUAUCAAUUCACCUGAACGAUGGCCUCAGCGACAUCCUUCCGCCAAAUCGUCGGCGCCCCGCCCUCGACGGCCUCACCCACCGACAGCACGCUCAUCAUCAUCGACGCCCAAAACGAGUACGCAGAAGGCAAACUCGCCGUCCGGGACGUCGCCUCCUCGCGCAAGGUCAUCGCCGCCCUGCUCCAAAAGUACCGCGACGCCGGUCAGCCCAGCAGCAUCGUGCACGUCGUCCACGACACGCCCGAAGGCGCUCCCCUCUUCACCCCCGGGACCAAGCUGGCCGAAGAAUUCGACGAGCUGAAGCCUAAGGAUGGUGAAAAGGUGGUGAGGAAGCAGUUCCCUGGUUCCUUUGCGGGGACGGAUUUGCAGGCGCAUUUGGAGGGAUUGGGAGCGAGGGGGAAGAAGGUUGUGUUGACUGGGUACAUGGCUCACGUUUGCGUGUCUACUACCGCGAGACAAGCUGACCAGCGUGGGUUUGACGUUCUGGUGGCUGAGGAUGCGGUCGGCGAUCGUGAUAUUCCUGGCGUCGAUGCGGCGCAGCUCGUCAAGGUUGCUUUGAGUGAGAUUGGUGAUGCUUUUGGCACCAUUGUGCAGAGCAAGGACAUUGCUUAGUUAUGUUGAAGAACUGAAGUGUAAUACGAAGUUAUUCGAUCAACCUGAAUACUACUUUGCCCAAGAUUACACCUUACGUAUAUUAAGUAAUAACUUGAGAAAGUCACAAGCAAAUGCAUUGUGACAGACGAGCAGCCCAAGCAACGAUUGGAAAUGGAACAGUCAGGUUUAAGACGUGCAGUUCAAUGGAC